Molecule: messenger RNA, 861 nt
Organism: Scheffersomyces stipitis CBS 6054
Lineage: Eukaryota; Fungi; Ascomycota; Pichiomycetes; Serinales; Debaryomycetaceae
Gene: GDT1
Product: putative ribosome biosynthesis protein
Exons: 1
Biological process (GO): Golgi calcium ion homeostasis; Golgi calcium ion transport; manganese ion transmembrane transport
Cellular component (GO): Golgi apparatus; fungal-type vacuole membrane
Molecular function (GO): manganese ion transmembrane transporter activity; calcium ion transmembrane transporter activity
Source: RefSeq, a predicted model, not a curated record
AAGAACAAUAACAGACUAGGAGUACAGAGUGUCAUCGACGAAGAUAACGAUCCAACUACCGCUAAUGCCAAAGGGUCUAUGGAACCAUAUGGAGCUUCCAGCGCUGACUCCUCUUCAGACGAUGAAGACAGUGAUGGCUCCCAUAACUCGUUCUUCAUGUCAGUUUCGAUGAUUAUCGUGUCUGAGAUUGGUGACAAGACAUUUUUGAUUGCAGCAUUGAUGGCGAUGAGAAACUCUCGUUUGGUGGUAUUUUCCGCUGCUUUUGCAUCUCUUGUCGUCAUGACAGUGUUAUCAGGUAUCGUCGGCCAUGCCUUACCUUCGUUGAUCUCUAGAAGAUUGACCCAGUUCUUGGCUUCUAUAUUGUUCCUUGUAUUCGGAGCCAAAUUGUUGAAUGAGGGUUUGGCUAUGUCUAAAGAAUUGGGUGUAGACGAAGAACUUCAGGAAGUCGAGGAUGAAAUCGCUUCUUCCAAAUUGAAUGCCCAAAUGGACGAUGUAGAAGGUGGAGCUUCCGAGAUUUCAGCUCAGAAGCAAUGGUAUAUAGAAAUAGGUGGCCAGAUCAAAGACUUGGCUUCGUUUGUGUUGUCGCCCAUCUGGAUUCAAGUGUUUGUGAUGACUUUCUUGGGUGAAUGGGGUGACCGUUCCCAGAUCGCAACUAUUGCUAUGGCUGCUGGAUCUGACUACUGGUUCGUUAUCUUGGGUGCUAUCGUGGGCCACGGACUCUGUACCGCUGCUGCUUGUAUCGGAGGUAAGUUGUUGGCCAAAAAGAUCUCCAUGAGAAACGUCACUUUAGGAGGCGCUGCAGCCUUCUUUGUGUUUGCUAUCUUGUAUUUCUACCAAGCUUAUUAUGACAUCGAAGGUUAA